AUGGCUGCUACGUUGAGAAAGCUUGAUGAUUUAGUUGGGUUUUGCUGCAGGGGACAAGCUGAGAAGGAGUUCAAGGUUGAAGUGGAAGCAAUUGGUCGUGUUCGCCAUAAGAAUUUAGUGAGGUUGCUUGGCUACUGUGCUGAAGCAUGCUUUAAUAAGCUUCAAGGAUGGAUGUACUUCAUAGCAUUCAUAAGGAACCUUGAGUACGCUCCUGGUGUUGUGCUUGUACCUAUGGGAAGCAGGACAGGAAAACCUUUUCGUACAACAAACCUGAUUGUUUUUGCACCUAAAAAUGUUCCAAAUGAUUCUGGAAAGAAUGGUUUUAUCGCGUGUGGAGAUGCGUUGAUAGUGGAUCCUGGGUGUCAGUCUAAAUUCCAUGAAGAGCUCAGACAAAUUGUAGCUGCUUUGCCGAGAAAGUUAAUUGUGUUUGUUACUCAUCAUCAUCGCGAUCAUGUGGAUGGUCUUUCAGUUAUUCAACGUUGCAAUCCUGAGGCUACAUUAUUAGCACAUGAAAACACCAUGCGACGCAUUGGGAAAGAUGACUGGUCUCUGGGCUUUACUGCUAUUUCUGGAACUGAAGAGAUUUGCAUUGGCGGUCAGCGGUUGAUUGCCAUUUUCUCUCCGAUGGGAUUUGCAAUAAAUCAAGGUAGUGCCAUACUGGAUGUUACUUCCGGGGGAAAUAUGACUGAUUACUUUCAAUCAACAUACAAAUUUAUGGAGAUUUCCCCACAUGCUUUGAUCCCCAUGCAUGGGAGAGUUAACCUCUGGCCAAAGCACAUGCUUUGUGGAUAUCUCAGGAACCGUAGAGGUAGAGAAAGUUCCAUCUUGAAAGCGAUAGAAAAUGGAGCUGAAACAUUAUUUGAUAUAGUUGCAAAUGUAUAUUCUAAGGUUGACCGUAGCUUUUGGAUUCCUGCUACAUCAAAUGUGAGGCUUCACGUGGAUCAUCUAAGCCAGCAAGAUAAGUUGCCAAAGAGGACAAACUUGUUGAGCACUUUCUUAUUGACUCGGGCAUAGAGGAGAGCAAGAAAACAAAGAUUAUAAAGAUCAUCAAUGGAAUGGGCCAAUUGUGAGUGAGACAUUCGAGGUUUUGUAGAAGCGAAUGGCAGCUGAAGGUUAAGAGCCAUCAAGAAUAGGAAUGUUUUUUUAUUCAUGUGUAGCUAGCUAAGAAUGCUCUUGUUUGGUGCAUUAUCUUGUUACUUGAAUGUAUUGAUGCUUGAAUAAUGGUACUUGAAUGAUAUAUAUGGAUUAGAGUAUUGUUUAUAUGGUAAUAUAUUGAGCAUUAUUCUG
This is a messenger RNA of Rosa chinensis, 1287 nucleotides long. RefSeq lists its product as uncharacterized. The transcript has 12 exons. The record is from RefSeq and is a predicted model, not a curated record. Lineage: Eukaryota; Viridiplantae; Streptophyta; Magnoliopsida; Rosales; Rosaceae. Bases 1 to 1014 code for a protein of 337 amino acids. Gene Ontology annotation, cellular component: plastid.